Molecule: messenger RNA, 1183 nt
Organism: Owenia fusiformis
Lineage: Eukaryota; Metazoa; Annelida; Polychaeta; Sabellida; Oweniidae
Source: the annotation of a GenBank genome assembly
AAUUAACAUAAGUCCAUUCUUUGUUGGCCUUGGGGAUGUGCUAGGCUUUGAACUAGAAAUCUGUGAAGAAUAUUUCAGUACAAAAAUAGUAUCUACGGGCAGCUUUGAGUAAACCUGGACAUUGCUGCGAUAUGUUAUUUAACUUGCAUCAGAAGGAAAAAUAAGAACUGUGCUAGUUGGAGAAAAUAUAUAUGUUAUAUAGGACGAUAGCAACCACAAUGUUGCAGUAUUAGAGAUUAACAGAAAAUAAAAUAUCACUUAGUAGUUUGAUAGUAACAGAGAGGAAACAAUGGCGGAUUUGUCUAAUUGGCUUAAUACUGUCACUAAAAUGAUGACACCCAAUGCAAAGAAAGGGAACAAUGACUUAGAUGACUUGGAAAUGCAAGUAGUUCGGUACAAGCCUGAAGGCCUGGACCAACUAUGUAAAACAACAAAAUUUACCAAAAAAGAGCUUCAGAUCAUGUACCGAGGAUUUAAACAAGAGUGUCCUACAGGCAUGGUUAGCGAAGACAAGUUUAAGGACAUAUUUGCUCAAUUCUUCUCGCUUGGCGAUUCAAGUUCUUAUGCACACUAUGUGUUUAAUACAUUCGACCAGGAGCACAAAGGUUCAAUCACAUUUGAGGAAUUUGUGGUAGGGUUGUCCAUUCUCUCUCGUGGUUCCAUACAUGACAAACUACAAUGGGCAUUCAGGCUGUAUGACAUAAAUGGAGAUGGCAUUGUAACAAAAGAUGAAAUGGUUGAUAUUGUGUCUGCUAUAUAUGACAUGAUGGGGCGGUAUGCAGAGCCUUCAGUUGAGGAAACGACAGCAAGAGAUCAUGUGGAAAAUAUAUUUGAAAAAAUGGAUCUUAACCAAGAUGGGGUAAUCUCAAUAGAUGAAUUCAUGGAUACUUGUAGGAAGGAUGAAGUUAUCAGUAAAUCAAUGACAAUGUUUGACACAGUAUUGUGAUGUCACAUAAUGACUCAUGAUGCCAUCUGACAUUAAUGGACCUCUUCCACAUUGCAUCUGGUAUACCUUAUGCAGUCAGUACAAAUUGAUGGAGAUAUCCAAAUGACCAUCACAUGUCUACAUUGAUAUAUGAGACAUGAUUUAUUGACCACAGUGAAUAUGAUUUACCAUUUAGAAUAUGGACAUCAAACAUUGUAACAGCGUUAUGUCAUGAAGUAUAAGCUGAGAUAUCAGAAU